Molecule: messenger RNA, 2278 nt
Organism: Pyrus x bretschneideri (Chinese white pear)
Lineage: Eukaryota; Viridiplantae; Streptophyta; Magnoliopsida; Rosales; Rosaceae
Exons: 9
Coding region: 283-1965 (560 amino acids)
Molecular function (GO): zinc ion binding
Source: RefSeq, a predicted model, not a curated record
UCAGAUAAGAGAAUCCACCAGCAUUGAGCACGCUGAUUACGUUGGCGGGGAUUAUAAAGACAAAAACGAUUUAAAAGUUCCCAAAUUCAAAAGGAACAAAAUCUGAUUUAAUAUUUGAUAAUUUUGAUUCAUGUCCGAUCACAAUUUGUUGUCUCCGUCAUUGCCACUGUUUUCUAUGCUUUUCAAUUUAUGCUCAAUUUUGGUGACUGCCAGCUGAAAGCAGACUCUCAGUUUUCCAAAUUAGGGUUUUUUGGGUUCCAUUUUUGGUAAAGUUCUCUGGUUAUGACGGAGAAUUCAGCUUCCGAGCUUUCGCAGGGUGAGGAAUUGACUUUGGAGAGCUCCUCCGAUCAGUCCCAGGUUUUGCAGAUUCAUGAUCAAAAGUUAAAGAAUGAAGAAACCUUGUUGGUUCAACAGUCUAGACGACCAAACCUUUCCUCAUUGCAAAUACCGGCAAGGACACUGGAAAGUAGUUUGUCCACUUUUACGAGAAUUGAUAUUCCCUCUGCGCCAAGUCCAAGUUCUAGUAGAGUUGGACUGCCGCCUAGGCCACAUUCAGCUAAGAUCAAAUCAACGGUGAAAAAUCUGUUUCCUCAAAAAAGCUUUAGGGUGAAAAAUUUGCCCCUGGAUGGUGAGAAGACCAUUCUCAUUGUACCGGACACUCCCCCAUCAGAUAGUCCUUUGGAAAAGCCUUCUACUUCACGGUCUUUCUCCCUUAAUAAGGUUUUCUUCUCUACAUCAAUGAAAGGGACACAUUCUUUACCAGUUACACCAAGUGCAAAUCUGGGUUCUGAGACUGGGCAGGGAAGACAUAUGGAGAGUCAUUCUGAUUAUCCUAGAAUUGAAGCUAAGCAUCAUAUGUCCCGCUCAUUCUCAGUUCCAGUAAAUAUUACAGGCAGAAGUUUAAGGCGGAUGGAUUCUGGAGGCAUGAUCCGUGUAAUUUCAGCAACUCCACGUCCUUCAGCAGUUGUGGGUGCCUCACCAAAUGCUGACCCAGCACUGGAAACUGCUACUGAAGAUUCUGGUGAGGAUAUUCCCGAAGAAGAAGCAGUUUGCAGGAUUUGUUUGGUUGAGCUCGCAGAAGGUGGUGAUUCUCUUAAAAUGGAAUGCAGCUGCAAAGGAGAGCUGGCGCUUGCUCACAAAGACUGUGCAGUAAAGUGGUUUAGUAUUAAAGGAAACAAGACCUGUGAUGUCUGCAAGCAGGAUGUCCGAAACUUACCUGUAACACUACUCAAAAUACACAAUCCUCAAACUGUUACUAGACGACCACCAACAAUAAUGGAGCAGAGGGAAGUUCCUCGUUACAGGGUCUGGCAGGAUAUACCAAUUCUUGUCCUGAUCAGCAUGCUCGCGUAUUUCUGCUUUCUGGAGCAACUUCUGGUAUCUGACUUGGGCCCUCGUGCUCUUGCCAUUUCUUUACCCUUCUCUUGUGUUUUAGGUCUCCUUUCAUCCAUGAUUGCUUCCACAAUGGUGAGCAGGAGCUACAUAUGGGCUUAUGCCUCCUUCCAGUUUGCCAUUGUGAUCCUGUUUGCUCACAUAUUUUAUACUGUUCUUAAUGUAAAUCCAGUUCUCUCGGUUCUACUUUCCUCAUUCACUGGGUUUGGGAUUGCAAUCAGCACAAAUUCCCUUCUGGUGGAGUAUCUUAGAUGGAAAACCAGCAGACAACUGCAAUCUUCCCAUCAACACACUAGCAAUGCAUUGCAUCGGCAUGAACUACAACUGCAGCAGCACCGGCAACAGCACCAGCAGUGGCAGCAGCAAGAAGAGCAAUAUCAACGCCAAUACCAGCAACAACGACGGCAACAAUUGAUGGAAGAUUCACAUAAUCAGUACCAGCAACUACAACGACAGCUGCAGCAGCAAGAAGAAGAGCAUCGUCAACACCAACAGGAGCAACAGCUGCAACAGUUAGACGGAGAUCUAAAUACUGAUGGUUCCAGGCAGCUAGAAGUUAGACAGGGCGCAUAGUUCAUAAAGAUUGAGCAAUUUUGGCUUCUUUGAUAGAUUUUAAAGGUUAUACGAUCGGGAAUCAGAGACUCAAAUGGCAAGUAACCUAACAAGAGGAAUGUUGUAGAAAUACUCAGAUUCUUAGGAAAGGCAGACCUGAUGGUAUGUUGUAUUCACCUGCCUUUGUGCUCGACUCCUUUACGAACAUUAUUGUAAGCGGAAACAUCUCGGGCACAACGAGGUACUCCCUGCCAAAGAGAAAGUGAAAUGCCCUGUCUUGAUGGACCAUCAAAUCUUGACGGUAGCGACGAGAAAUUUACAAAGUUUAUCUUCU